Molecule: messenger RNA, 2318 nt
Organism: Macroventuria anomochaeta
Lineage: Eukaryota; Fungi; Ascomycota; Dothideomycetes; Pleosporales; Didymellaceae
Product: ubiquitin-activating enzyme E1 3
Exons: 4
Coding region: 210-2087 (625 amino acids)
Biological process (GO): protein sumoylation
Cellular component (GO): SUMO activating enzyme complex; cytoplasm
Molecular function (GO): SUMO activating enzyme activity
Source: RefSeq, a predicted model, not a curated record
CUCGCGUAGGCACCACUAGCGCGAAGUUUUGAGGCUCUAGCAGACCGGGGUCAGUGGAUCAGCGCUAGAGAUCGCAGCACGGAGUGACGUCGACCUCUCUCACCUUGAGAUCUUCCAUUAUCCGCGCGCCGGCGGCCUUUACUCUUCGCGCAUGUCGUGACAACCUACACUCCUAUACCACAUCCGCCGAAUCCCCCACCGUCACCGCAAUGGCACGCGACAAGUUUGCUCAGCAGAGCCUCGGCGGCACGCUGCACGGCUUGGUCAAGAAGUCGCGCGUUCUUAUGGUAGGAGCUGGCGGCAUUGGCUGCGAGCUGCUCAAGAACCUUGUUCUUACCGGCUUCGGCGAAAUCCACAUCGUCGACCUCGAUACCAUCGACCUCAGCAACCUCAAUCGCCAGUUCCUGUUCCGCAACGAGCACAUCAAGAAGUCCAAGGCAUUGGUUGCCAAGGAGUCGGCGCAUAAGUUCAACCCCAACGUCAAGAUCGAAGCCUACCACGACAACAUCAAGGACCCGCAGUUCGACGUCGCGUGGUUUCAGAGCUUCAACAUCAUAUUCAAUGCUCUCGACAACAUCGAUGCACGCCGACAUGUUAACAAGAUGUGCCUGGCCGCCAAUGUACCGCUCAUCGAGAGUGGCACCACAGGCUUCAACGGGAAUGUGCAGGUCAUCAAGAAGGGCGACACCGAGUGCUACGAUUGCGUAGAGAAACCCAUACCAAAAGUCUUCGCCACAUGCACGAUUCGAAGCACGCCCUCGCAGCUCAUCCACUGCAUAGUAUGGGGCAAGUCGUACCUGUUCGCAGAGCUGUUCGGUAUCUCAGAGGACGAUGCGCCGGAGUUAGACCAGAGCUUAGACAAGGAUGGGAACAACGCAGAGGAGAUUGCUGAACUGCGCAAGGAGGCGACAAAAUUGAAGCGCGUACGAGAGCAGAUGGGCUCGCAAGACUUCCCACGUGCCGUCUUCGAGAUGGUCUUCAAGGAUGAUAUCGAGCGGCUGCUGAGCAUGGAGGACAUGUGGAAGGGCAAGAAGGCACCAGUUGCGCUGGAUUUCGAUACGCUGUCAGAAGAGGCCACGGCCCCGGCGCAAACGAUUUUGCAGGACGACCAGAGGACGUGGACCACAGCAGAGAACUUCGCAGUCUUUGUGGACAGUUUACACAGGCUUAGCCAGCGUCUGGAAACAGAGCGUGCGCAAACAGAGGUCGGGAACUCGGCUCCCAUUCUGAGCUUCGACAAGGACGAUGUAGACACUCUGGACUUUGUUGUUGCGAGCGCCAACUUGCGAGCAGCCAUCUUCGGUAUCGAGCCGCGUUCAAAGUUCGAUAUCAAGCAAAUGGCCGGCAACAUCAUCCCUGCAAUCGCAACGACCAACGCAAUGACUGCAGGGCUCUGUGUUCUUCAAGCAUUCAAGAUCCUACGUUAUUCCGACCCGGAGCAGCUGAAGCGACAAGCCAAGAUCGUCUUCCUCAAUCGGCAAACCAACGGAAUGCUCACUGCUGAGAAACUGAGAGAACCCAACCCAGAAUGCCCGACCUGCAGUGUCGCCCACGUCACUCUGACUGUCGACACAGCGCGUGCGAAACUCAGUGAUCUAGUAGACGAUAUAUUGAAGGGACAGUUGGGUUAUGGUGAGGAAUUCAGCAUUACAAAGGAUGGCGACCUUCUCUACGAUGCGGACGAGGAUGCACACUUGGAUAAGACGUUCAGCGACCUCGGUCUUGUGGCAGGCAGUUCGCUGACCAUCAUUGAUGAUGCCGACGAGAACAAGAAGGUCAACGUACAGCUCACCAUCGACGCGAAGGACCUGUCCUCUGCAGACAAGCCGAUUAAUCCGCUCGAAGACCUCAGGAUCGCAACGAGGCCGAAGGUCGCAGUACCUGUCGCAGCACCCGCAACUAACGGGCAUGCUAAGGCGAAUGGCACUACGAACGGAAGUCUCAAGCGAACAGCCGACGAGGCCAGUCUGGAAGAUGACAUUGUCAGGAAGAAGGGCAAGGUCAUGGAGGGCAAACAGAUGAUGGACACCGAUGACAUUUUGGUGAUCGAGGACGAGAAGGAUGAUGGGGUCAUUGAGAUCGACUGAGUCGCGACAAGAUCGCCUGUUCUGCUUGCAUCUCCACCCCACACGUCCUCCGCGGAUUGACUUCUCCUCCUUGGCCAACUUCCAUGGUUCCCCACGACCUCAGGCGCAUCAAUUCCCUCAUCCUUCUGGAUACCCUCUGUACUUAUAUCAGCAUGGCGCGACUUCGGCGGCGUUUGCAAAUGGGUAUACCUCGAUCACAUCUGCUUUAGCUUUCCCACCUAGAAGUCAGGA